AUGAAUCAUAAUCACCUGGGCAGAACUCUGCCUACCCUCGCUCCAGGACCACGCGGCGCGUUUGCGGCCCCGAUGACAACAAUAGCAAAGUCGAGGAAGAACUCCACUGCUUGCACGUCGUGUAAGGCAGCGAAGAGGAAGUGUAGUGGACGCCCAGCCCCUUGCAAAGCAUGUCAAACCUCCAAAGUUGCAUGUAUUUUCGAUGAAUCCCUCGACCUUAGACGCAAAGUCGCCGUGAGACGCACUCAGGGGGAGCUUCAACACUAUAAGGGCUUGUUGACCACCUUGUUCAACAAGAUUCGCGAUGCAGACGAAGCUGAUACCCAUAAAAUCGUGGAAGCCAUUCAGUGCAGUGACUUCGAAGAUAUUACCACGGCAUCUGAGAGACUUGAGCUGCCUAGCACGGAGGAGUCCAGCAGUGACUCAAGCUCAGAGGACUCGGAGAAUGACAGUGAAUCUCCGAAAGAGCUCUCGGACCCCGAGAAAACCAUGCGCCUAACGAUAGAGAGGCUCUGCGAUACUCCUUUGUACCAGGUGCCAUCAUCUUGGACAUAUUGCGACGCGGAUGACUUUGUUGUUUCGCAUCUCGUAUCCCUAUACUUCACUUGGGAUCAUCCAUUUUCCCAGAUCCUUGACCAGGAUUUGUUCCUGAUCGACAUGACGGUCGACCCGGAUUUCUGCACGCCAUUUCUCAUGAACAGCAUUCUAGCAGUCGCAGCAACAUAUUCCGAUUACCCAAAAAUCUAUGCUAUCCGAGGCAUCGAUUCAUCACGUGGCCAGGAUUUUUUUGAGGAAGCAGAAAGGCUAUGGAAGGCAGAGCGGGGCCGGCCUACAUUAGCCAAUAUCCAGGCAGUGACCUUGAUGAGCCGUUUUCUGCAAUUUCAGGGCCAACGACAAGCCAGCUGGCUGAUGCUAAAACAAGCUUUACAACUCGCCAAAGAUAUCGGACUGUUCCAUUCCCCGAGAAGGCAUUGGGGAUCACACAUGCCGGUCAGGACCCGACAUGUCUAUGCAGUUGCCGCCUGGGGCCUGUACAUAAUGAACUCGGAAAUGUCAUUCGAGCGCGGCAGGGCCCCAGAUCUUGAGCCUCCGUGGAGUAACCCUGACACGGCGUGUGAUUACGACGAAGGAAUCGUGUGGUGUGCAUACCCGCGUUUUGAGAAGGAUGAUUUUCAGGAACUGCCAGCCCAACUCAAUGCAACUUUCAACCAGACGGUCCUUCUAGCAAAAAUCGCUGUGAGGAUUCAGGAAUUUUUGUUCAAGGAGUCAUGGGACAUGACGAAAUCUGAAAUGGAAGCAACGGCUGAUGACUUGAUGAAUCAAUUGCGACUCGUGAUAGAAGGCCUACCAGCCUCGGAGGUUGAGCAACGAGAGCUUCCACACGUCCUACUUGUGCAUAUCAAAUAUCAUCACACAGUAUUGCUGUUCUUCGAAUAUCUCUGGGAUCACCAGCGUAUGGAAGCAACCCCCGAGCAGAUCCGUUCAUACCGGCUCGAGCCAGCAAAAAAGAUUGUCGAGUAUCUCGGUGUAUUUGAAGAUAGAUUCGGACUGCGUCGAGUACCAAGACAAAUGUUAGAGCCUGCCAAUCGCAGUCUUCUUGCUCUGCUGGUUUUCAUUGAGGAGGAGGAGUCGUGGGAGCCAAUGAUUGACCUAUGCCGGUUCAUGGCGGCGUGCAGCACAAGGUUCGUUCUGGCGGAGCAGAUGUGUCUCCAAUUCGAACUAAUAAUCAAAGCCUCUAAUGUCGUUUUACCACAAGAAGCGUACGAGGUGCUAAAAGGCAGAGGUGUCAAUGCGUCCGACUGGCUGUAA
Molecule: messenger RNA, 1809 nt
Organism: Aspergillus uvarum CBS 121591
Lineage: Eukaryota; Fungi; Ascomycota; Eurotiomycetes; Eurotiales; Aspergillaceae
Product: putative C6 transcription factor
Exons: 8
Coding region: 1-1809 (602 amino acids)
Biological process (GO): DNA-templated transcription; regulation of DNA-templated transcription
Molecular function (GO): DNA-binding transcription factor activity, RNA polymerase II-specific; DNA binding; zinc ion binding
Source: RefSeq, a predicted model, not a curated record